GUUCACCGCAUUCAUUCUCGUCGGCAGAUGGCGGAUGCAGUAGACGCCUUCCGUCAGUCGCGCAUAGACAACUCGUCGAGUACAGUGCUAUAUUCCGUUUCGCUCAGCACCAUUUUGUGUAUAACAUUUCGAACGGGACAUUGUGUGUAUGUGCUCCGUGAAUAAUUGUAAACCACGAACAAAGUGUACAACGUAGUUUAGUGUUUCACUUUCGACAUGCCCGCGGAGGGAUCGAUGCGAUAUCUCGGGCGCUCGUAGAAACCGCGCCUCCGUCAUGAGCGAGUGAUCGUCGACGUAAAAAAAGUUGACACAGGAAACAUGUCUGGGCGGACCGCCGACGCGGAUGCGAGCGAAGGGUUCGAGUUCGAAAUUCGAAAGCGGUCAUGUCAUCGCCUCUCGGAUUUCGUAUAAGUCACCGUCCAAUGUCAAAAUCGUGCACUCACCGCGAGCGGCGAGCGUCCGGAGCCAGCGGACAAUGCAGUCGUUGGUAGUGUGGUGGGCGGUGGUAUCGGCGGCCUGGGCGCUGGCGGGCGCCUGCUCCAGCUCCAUCUCCAAGCGGCCGGCGAGGCCGGCGCGCCCGCAGCGCCCGCCGCCGCAGCCGCAGCCGCAGCCGCGCCUGAAUGUCACCUUCCCCAUCUUUAAGUGCGAGCCUGAUUACUCGGAAUACUACUGUCUCAACGGCGGAAAGUGCUUCACCGUCGUCAUCUCGGACAGCCCCAUCUACAACUGUGAGUGUCAGAGUGGAUACGUAGGCCCGCGGUGCGAGUUCAAGGACCUGGACGACUCGUACAUGCUGACGAGCCGGCAGCUCAUGAUGGAGACGGCGUCGAUAGCGGGCGGCGCGACGGUGGCGGUGUUCCUCGCUAUUCUAGUCUGCUUCGGCGCGUGGGUGCGCCUGCACCGGCGAGGCAAGGCGCCGCUGUCGCCGGAGCGCGGGCUGGUGCAGCUGGUGGCGGUGGCGGCGCCGCGGGGCCGCGUGCAGCUGUGUGCGGCGCCCGCGCCCGCGCCUCCUCCGCGCUAGUGCCGUGCUUGUUCCUCGGACUCUGCCAGAGCGACCUGUUCAUACUGUAUCUUGUGUACAUAUAGUUAGAUUAUGUGUUAAGUUAUGUGGAGAGACCGGGAGAUAUAAAAUUUAUGUGAUAAUUAUUUUACGAAGCUCAUAAUUUAUUUUGAAGUAAUUUCUUUUGUAUAUACCGGAUCCGAGCCAUUCUGAAGUGUUGCGUUUGUCAAAUUUCAGUCCUUUCCUCAGUGUUUGUGAAAUGUAAUCUGUACUAUUUUGUUCAUAUUCAGUGUAUUGGACUUGUGAGAUCAGUGACGACCAUGUACCUAAGGCUACUCGCUUCAAGUAGAGCUGUUAUGUUGUGUAUUGUUGGCACUAUAUUGCAGGAGGCAGGAGACUUGUCUCUUUGAUGUAAAUAACUUAUCUCAUUGUCUGUUUGUUGUAUUUAAAAUUCUUAUUGGAUUUGUAAUUGAAAAACUGAUAAAUGUAGUCUGGCAUAUUUGCAUCAUACGGACAAGUGUUUCCUGCGGGUGGGUGCCUCUGGUUCCACUGCAUGUUAUUGUUUUGUAAUGUAGCAAAUGUUUAGUAAGUGGGCUCACUGUAUGCCCCUGGUUAUCGUGCCUUGCAU
Molecule: messenger RNA, 1628 nt
Organism: Vanessa tameamea
Lineage: Eukaryota; Metazoa; Arthropoda; Insecta; Lepidoptera; Nymphalidae
Product: pro-epidermal growth factor-like
Exons: 1
Coding region: 344-1021 (225 amino acids)
Biological process (GO): epidermal growth factor receptor signaling pathway
Molecular function (GO): receptor ligand activity; epidermal growth factor receptor binding
Source: RefSeq, a predicted model, not a curated record